GAGAGAGCUGACUGGCAGGCAGGCCGACCAGGUUGGUUAGCUUAGCCUGCUCAUUGUUUUAAAUGAGUGAAAAUGAGGAUUACUGUGGCUUGUUUGGCGCUUGUGACUUUUCUGUGGCCUGUCGUCAGCAGAGGUGACAAAGAUGUUUGGUGUCGUCUCAAUGAGAGCUGCCUUUUACAGGCAAACUUUACUGUUGGACAAGAUGUGGUCAUACACUGGCAGAAGAAGUUGAAGGAGGACAUUUAUGUCCAUUCAUACUACUACAGUGUGGACCAGCUGGUACUCCAGGACAAACAGUUUAAGAACAGGACUUCACUGUUCAAGGAGCACAUUAAAGAUGGGAAUUCUUCUCUCUUGUUGAAGAAAGUGGUUGCAGCUGAUGAGGGAAGGUACAUGUGCUAUGUAGGAACCAUCAGUGGAAAAACUGAGUCAUUCAUCAAGCUCCAUGUAGAAGCUGCGGUCACCACAAUCAACAUCCAGCAAGAUGGCAACAAUCUGACGUGCAGCUCAAGCGGAAUCUACCCCAAGCCUCAACUCACCUGGUCCACCGAGCCUUUGCUUCCUCACGCCCUCCAGAACGCCACGAAAGUCGACAACGGCACAGGGGAGACACUUUACAGCAUCAGCGGCUGGCUGGUCGUGGCGGGGGACAACACUUCUCAGGUGGACUACAUCUGCCACGUUAGAAGCCACAGCAGCAGGAGGCUCACCUGGAAGAACGGAUCGACUGUCAGCUUUUCUGGAUCAGAGACCGUCAUCAACUGUCCCUUCUUGACUGGUGAAAGGAGCAUCGUCUGGAUGUUCAACAAUCGUACCAUCGUGAAGAUGAGCGACGGCGCUAAGAACAUCAGUGAGGAGUGGAAAGAGCAGAUGAAGGACGUGUCCACUUCAGGCAGCCUCAGUCUGCACAGUCUGUCCAGCGACCAUGAGGGAAGGUACACGUGCCAAGUGGACAACGCCACGGAAACACGCGUGAUCAACUUCUUCUUGAGUGUGGCGGGCGUGAGUCACAGCACGUCAUACUGGUGGUUCCUGCUCGUGGGUCCGGUGGUUGGGUUUUCUUACCGGAAGUAUAAAAGUAGAGACGUCAGACAAGGAGAAUUGCGGGUGCGUCUCACUGUUUGUUUUGCUGUCAGGAAGUGUAUCCAAGAGUCCCAGGAGUAA
Entelurus aequoreus (snake pipefish) is the source of this 1164-nucleotide messenger RNA. Its product is annotated as CD276 antigen-like. The transcript is spliced from 5 exons. Bases 73 to 1164 code for a protein of 363 amino acids. Lineage: Eukaryota; Metazoa; Chordata; Actinopteri; Syngnathiformes; Syngnathidae. The record is from RefSeq and is a predicted model, not a curated record. Gene Ontology annotation, cellular component: external side of plasma membrane. Gene Ontology annotation, biological process: immune response; positive regulation of T cell proliferation; negative regulation of T cell proliferation.